Messenger RNA from Tilletiopsis washingtonensis, 1137 nucleotides. RefSeq lists its product as hypothetical. Lineage: Eukaryota; Fungi; Basidiomycota; Exobasidiomycetes; Entylomatales. The coding region runs from base 122 to 1069 and encodes 315 amino acids. The record is from RefSeq and is a predicted model, not a curated record. The transcript has a single exon.
GCGUGCGAGGGUGGCACUGGCAGCCGCCGGGCGUUAAGAGAGUGCCGAGGUCUGAGCGCGGGAGCGGAGCACGGGCGGCGGCGGGGCACGCAUCGGGCGUCAGGGCAGCAGAGCAGACAGCAUGAGAGGAGCGACGCACGAGCAGCCGCAGCCGCAGCGGCGCACGCAGCGCCCACAGCCGGCUGAUCCAGCGGCGGGCAGCGGUGUCUCGGAGCAUUGCUUGCUCCAGCGCAUCGGAGCGCGCAGAGGAGCGGCAGAGGCGCCAACUCUGCAGCGCCAGUGUGGCCCGCCGGGCGGCGAGUGCGCGCCUUGCUCGCCGGCGAGUGCCGCAGGCUGCCGAGGGAUCAGGAGAGCGCAGAGAUGGCGGACCGGCGUGCGGCAACAGCGGUGCCGGCGCUAUCAAUUUGCACUAGCGUCCUGCCCUGCGGCCUCGACUCGGGGCGCGAGGGGGGAGCGAGUGGAGCGAGGACUCGCAGCCGGAGGCGCAGCGCCGCACGCCGGCGCCGAGCCUUGGUAUUCCGCGCCUUUGCCGCCGGAGUGUACCCGCGACAGCGGAGCAAUGUGGUGCAGGGGGCACAUGGGCCUGCAGCUCGUAGCUCGCUCCUCGCACCUUGGGACUGCCGCUCUGCACAUGCAGCGGUACCUGCACCUUGCGGCCCGCCCGUCGGCGCAUGCUGCCGAACAGCGCCACGCCGAGCAGAGUCUAGUGACGAAGCGGUGGCCAAGAGACGGCUUGCUGCGAGCUCCGAGCGGCCUCGCAAGCCUUGUUGUGCGCUGCUGGCCGUGCCCACAUGCUGCAUGGCGAGGAGACCCGGCGCAGGGCAGCAACGCCGGCUCCGAGGCUGCCGGUGCUGAUUUGAUGCGCAUCAGACGACGGCGGUCCAAGCGGUGCCGUCUGCGAGCUCAAUCACGCCAGAGCGCCGAGAAGGCACGGCGGCGAGCCACAGCGUCGGUGGCAGAGCGCGGCGAGGAGGGGGGAGAGGGUGUGUGCGGGUGCCCGAUUCGCCGGCUGCUGGCGUGCCCGGCGCGACGGCCGCGGCAUGAGAACUCCCGUCGUCGGCGCCGCUGAUGCCCCCACUCCCACCUCAGAGGGGCAGCGGGCACUUCGCCCAGCUCGGCGCUGCUCGCCUUGGCAUG